Molecule: messenger RNA, 1940 nt
Organism: Sesamum indicum (sesame)
Lineage: Eukaryota; Viridiplantae; Streptophyta; Magnoliopsida; Lamiales; Pedaliaceae
Product: adenylate isopentenyltransferase
Biological process (GO): tRNA modification; cytokinin biosynthetic process
Cellular component (GO): mitochondrion
Molecular function (GO): tRNA dimethylallyltransferase activity; AMP dimethylallyltransferase activity
Source: RefSeq, a predicted model, not a curated record
AGACAGUAUGAGGAGGGGCAAGGCAACAGGCAACUGGAUGUAUAUAUAUAGGGGGUCCGGGGGGAUGUAGAUAGAAACGUGAGAGAAGGAAUAAUGUAUGAAUGCAAGCAUAAUCAUAGUGUAGGAGUUUGGUCUCGUGAGAGAAAAACAAGAGUUGAAGCCAAGAAUUAAAGCAGCUGAAUAAUGAUAUAUGGAGAAAAGCAAUGGUUUCAAGAAUGAGCACCACCACCACCAUCAUACAUAUAUCUAUAUUCAUCACUCGCAACAGCUCCAGACAAAAGAUCCAUAUCCCACACACACUCUAUCAUAUAUAUAUGUAUAUAUAUAUAUCUCUGCUAACAUAACCGCACCAACUCUUCAUCCACUCCUCAUUCCGUUUUGAUCAGCUGCCACAAUAACCACGUACAGUACUAUCAUCACACCCCCCCACACACAAAACAUCUCUCACUCUCUUUCUCUCUCUCUCUCUCGAUCUCCACAUUGUUUGUUUUCCUUAUGAGAAGAUUAGCAAUCUUUACAAAAACCCAUCACUUCCCUUACAAAAACAACUACACCUUCCUCUCCCUCUCCUCUUCAAAUAAGCCCUCCUCCAGGUGGGCUCACAUGUCCACCCCCUCCGUCGUCCGCCGCCACAGGAAAAUCAUUGUCAUUAUGGGCCCAACCGGCUGCGGAAAAUCCAAACUCUCCGUCGACUUAGCCUCAAGAUUCUUCCCUUCAUCCGAAAUCAUUAACUCAGACAAAAUCCAAGUCUACCGUGGCCUCGACAUCACCACCAACAAAAUCUCAUUACCCGAACGCAAGAACGUCCGCCACCAUCUCCUCGGCGAUUUUGAUUCAUCCGAUUCACACCCCGAGUUCACCCCCUCCGACUUCCGCUCUUCUGCUUCCUCCGUCAUUUCUCAGAUUCUUUCCCGCCGCAGGCUGCCCUUCAUUGUCGGCGGCUCAAACUCCUUCAUCUAUGCUUUGUUGGCCAAGAAAUUCAAUCCAGAGCUGGACGUGUUCAGCGAGUCAAACGCGGGGGAAGAUUCCGUCUUUUGCAAAGAGCUCCGCUACAGCUGCUGUUUUCUCUGGGUGGACGUCUCUCUACCAGUGUUAAACCAGUACUUAGUCAAGCGAGUUGAUGACAUGCUUGAAUCGGGGAUGUUGGAGGAGUUAGCCGAGUAUUUCGAAAAUGGGGGGUCGGAUUCAGUGAGUAAAUGCGGGUUGAAGAAGGCGAUCGGGGUGCCAGAGUUGGAAAGAUAUUUUCAGACGUAUAAUAAGAACAACGGAAAGGAAUGGAGGAUGGAUGAUGAUGAUGAUGAAGAUGAAGAAAAGAGGGUGGCGUACGAGGAGGCAGUAAGGGCCAUCAAGGACAACACGUGUCAGCUGGCGAAGAGGCAACUGGGCAAGAUCCUACGGCUGAGGGACGGGGCGGGGUGGGACCUGAAGAGGGUUGAUUCAACGGCGUCGUUGAGGGCGGCGAUGGAGGGUGGGGGGAGGAGGAUGGCGGAUAUUUGGGAAAGACAGGUGGUGGAACCAAGCGUGAAGAUUGUGAAGCAGUUCUUGAUGGAGUAGGUUUUCCAGCUAUUUCCAGCUCCUCUCCUCAACAAUCAACAUUCCCCCUCCAACAUCUCUCUCUCUCUCUCUCUCUUGCUUGUUAGAGUAAUAUUUUCCUCUUUUUUCGGGGGGUUAAUUUAAUUUUCUGUUUUCUUCGUGUAAAAGUUUACACAAUUGUCUUUGAGGGUGGGUGCGGGGCUCGGCGGCCAUUUUUGGGGAAUUAGACAGCCUCCCACAUCAAAAUCCACGAACUAAUUUCCCUUUUUCCAUCCCGUUCUGCUAACUAUAAAUACAAGAACAAAGUCAAGAAAAAUUUUCUUAUUGCUUUUUUCGUUUUUUGAGCUUAACCUCUUUGUAAUUUGGCGAGAGAUCAUAAAAAUUUUGGAGCGUGGAAACGGGAGAAU